AUGGGCUCCCGCAGUAGUAGCAACGCUGGCUCGGGGGGCCGGGAUAACCAGGGGAGCUGGUCUCGAAGGGACUCGGGGAUACUGCGCAGCGAGGAAGAGGACGACGAGGAUGUGGAUCUGGCCCAGGUAUUGGCAUAUCUACUGCGCAGGUAACUCACACCCCCGCUCCACUUUUUAGUCAAAUUAGGGAUAUGAGGGGAUGCCUCUGGCAGCAGAUGCUGUUUCAGACUCGUGCAGAAUCUCAAGGCAGGAAGAGGAAGGGAAUUUGUUAUGCCUUUUCUGUCUGGUCCAUUAAUCUGGACAAAGAUAACUCAGUCCUCUCAGUAAGUGGAAUCUGCUGGCGUGGAGACUCAUGAGACCCUACUGGAAAAUCCAGUCUCAGCUGAUUUCUCACAGAGCUAGGAUUUUGAAGAUAUGUGUGUCGGGGAAUGAAUUCAUGCAUGGAUUCAAGGAGAUGGGAUGAUGAUUAAGGAUCCAGGGAGCAUAACUGAGUGUACAGACUUCCUUGACGCUUUGUUAAAAAACACAGAAGCCAAAUAGUUUGGAAGUGUGGAAAUAAGGGUCACAGUCCAGGUUUAUGUUUUACAAAUCAGCCGGGAUGCAGUCUCAGUUGUAAGGGGGUCGUACCAGAAUUUAACUGUGUAUUGCUGGAUCUCAUCAUGUGCCAUGGCUGCUUUUCUAAGAGUAGAGGGGUUUUUGUAUUUUCUUGUGCAGAAGUUGUUCAGGGCCAUACUUCUUCGUAUGCUCAUGACGUUAAAAUUCUCAGUUGUCUACCUAUUGUGCAGGAUGAGAUAUCCAAAGUUUUGACGCAUAACAUAAUAGUUUUAGAAAUUUAUUCAAGAAAAGUGAAGGUUUCCUCAUCUGUGGCUUCUUUAUCCCUGUUUCUGAUGUCACCUUAGGUAGGCCACUAAACACUUUGGAAUACUUUAAAAAUAUUCAUAGCCAACUCUACACUAAAUAUUCUGGUUGGCUUUGGCCAGCUAUGCAUAUACAAAAGAGAUUCCUGAUACUGUUUUGAUAGCAAGUUUUUUGCGUGGUUAAGACAAAAAGAGAUUGUGAAGUGCUCCAAAACUAUCCCUCUAAAAUAGGUGAAUGAAUGGGCAGUAAAAUUCACUGCACACAAGUAUAAGUGUGCAAUUCAGUGCACACAAGUAUAAGUGAUUCACGUUGGGGCAAAAAAUCACAUCUUCACAUAUACAGUUAGGAAGUUUGAGCUUCCGGUGACUAUCCAGGAGACAGUGGGUCGUAGUGGAUAGUUUGGUGAAAACGUUGGCCCAGAGUGUGACUGCUGUGAAAAAGGCGAUUGCAUGUUAGGGAUUGUUUGGAAAGGAAUUGAAAAUAAGGCUGCCAAUAUCUGUAAUGACCACUCUUAGAAUUCUGUGUACAGUUCGCUCACCUCAGAAAGGAUACUGUAGAGCUGGAAAAGCUUCAGAAAGGGGCAAGUAAAGUGAUUCUGGAGUUGGAGCAAUUCACCUAUGAGGAAAAGUUGCAACACUUGGGGUUUUUUAGUUUAGAAGGAAGAAAAGCAAGUAAGCAAGCUGGGGACGUGAUAGAUGUGUAUACAAUUAUGUAUGGUGUGAUGAAUAAUACUACAAUCCAGAGGCAUCCAAUGAACUGAAUGUCAGAAGAUUCAGGGCAAACAACUUCUUCACGAUUAUGUAAUUCUGUCCCACAAGAGGCGGUGCUGGUCACCAAUUUGUGUGGCUUUAAAUGAAUUCGAGGCUGUUAAUGGCCACUAGCCUAAAGCCUGUGUUGUAGUACUACUUUGGGAGGCCUUGUGCCUCUGAAUACCAGUUGCUGGAAACCGCAGGAGGUGAGGAUGCUGUUGGGCUCAAGUUCUGCUUGUGGGUUUCCCAUUGGGGCAUCUGGUUGGCCAUUGUAAGAACAGGAUGCUGGACUAGAUGGGCCUUUGGUGUGAUCCAACAGGGCACUUCUUAUGUGCUCAUGCCACCCUUGUUUCCUGAACUUUUCAGCCUUUGGAUUGGUUUUGGAUCCUGUCAGUCUACUCAAGAUUGACCCUGUCAUUGGAUAUUGAUGUAGGAGCCUUAGACAGCAGGAUAUACUCUCCAUAGUUUAUGUUAAAAAUUUGCAUCUCUAUUCCCAUCUCUCUUAGUUGGUGCACCCCUAAGCUGAUCCUGAGCUGGGUAGGUGUCAGUUGAAAUCAUUCCUUGGCUGUUGUAUUAAAACUUCAAAAGCUGCUUAGUGGGCACCUUCAGAGAACAGGAAACAAAAAAAUUGGGAGCUGCCUCUCUCCAUUCCCUCUCUGUGAGUUGUGAUGUGGGGAGGGGCAAAAUGGAUUUGUAAUUCCUAAAACUUCCAAUUUCUCUCUCCAGAGGACAAUUUCACUUGAUGCAGGGCGGGGGAGCAGCCAGUGUCCGUCUGGUCCAGACACUCUCGGACUCGGACGACGACAAUGACAGUGCCUGGGAAGGGCGACUUGGAAAUCACUACAAACCUCCAGGUACUGGCCGGUAACUUGUUUUAACGUAAGAGAGUCUGAGGAAAAUGUGAGGGUGCCAUCUGAGUUUAUCGGGCAACAGGGCAAUUGGGAGUCUUGUUCUCAACCUGUCCGAUCUUCCUCUCUUUCUUUUACUUGCAGUGGAUUUGACGCCAGACACUCACGACCUGGAGUGCAACGAGAUCAAAACACACAUCCAGUUGGCAACAGGCAGGCUGGGCUCGGGACAGACUGAGCAUAGCAUCCCUCGACUGCUUUGCAAGGUGCCUGUUCGCUUCUUGGGGAUGCCAAUAUUAGGCUAGGAAAACAAGAGGUUCUCGUAGCUUAAAGACGCAGAAAUCCACUUGAGGGUGGGGCUGUCUGGAGAGCAGAUCUUUCAGUGUAUGAAAACUGCAAGCAGAGCCUUGUUGAAUUACUUACUCCUUUUCUUUUCCUUCCUUCCUUCCUUCCACCGCAGAGGGAGCGCGGCCUCUGCCACAACAGCAGCUUCUCUCGUGGGGAAUGCUCCCGAGUGGCGUCACAGUGAGUAUUUGGAAGAGAAGGCCUGGUGAGGUGGGUGAGAUAAUGAUUUUAGGGGAAGAACCCUUUAAUAACUCAGACUUUGCUCUUCUUCCAGCUUUCUCCCCAACCACUUGUCCUUCACCGAUUCCUACUCCCAGAAGGCGUUCUGUGGGAUUUAUUCCCGUGAUGGAAAGCUUUUUAUGUCUGCUUGUCAAGGUACUUCAUAACACAUCAUAGUAUUUGGCUUUUUUGUUUUUGUUUUGCUUUUCUGUUUUGUUGUAUCAACGCAUACUGUAUUAUAGUCAUAUACAGGAUAAUAAGAAGGAAAAAUAACAUAAAUGUAAGACAUAUGUAGGGACACGGGUGGCGCUGUGGGUAAAACCUCAGCGCCUAGGACUUGCCGAUCGCAUGGUCGGCGGUUCGAAUCCCCGCGGCGGGGCGCACUCCCGUCGUUCGGUCCCAGCGCCUGCCAACCUAGCAGGCAAUUCGAAAGCACCCCCGGGUGCAAGUAGAUAAAUAGGGACCGCUUACUAGCGGGAAGGUAAACGGCGUUCUGUGUGCUGCGCUGGCUCGCCAGAUGCAGCUUGUCAUGCUGGCCACAUGACCCGGAAGUGUCUGCGGACAGCGCUGGCUCCCGGCCUCUAGAGUGAGAUGAGCGCACAACCCUAGAGUCUGUCAAGACUGGCCCGUACGGGCAGGGGUACCUUUACCUUUACCUUUUUAAGACAUAUGUAAAUUAAUAUUACUGUAGUAGUUGGUUUUUAAACAAUCCCUGCAUCAGAUCUGCUUCCAUCCUUGGCACUGAGGGCAUCCUGGAAUUCUCUUGUCUUGAAAUUUCCUGUAGCACAAGUGAUUGUGGCGUUUUGGGUACCAAGUGUCCUAGAAUGCUGUCCUUCUGACCAGGAAUGCUUUCUCUGCAUUUGGGGAAACAGACAAGUGGCAUUGUGGGUGGGCCCUGCUGCAAAACCUCUCAGUCCUCCGUAAGAUCCUGUGGAGCUUCUAAUCCCCAGAUACCCAAGCGUAGCGUGAUUUAUUUAUUCAUGCAAAAACACCAUUGCUGCUUAGUUGGUAUUGCUGUUCCAAGGAAGAAGGAAAAAAAUCCUCUUAUCCCAUUGGAAAGGACAGUGUCGAAUGUCCUAGUAGUUGGGUCCUUCAGAUGGGUUGAUCUGGAUGAUUUGCAUUUUUACAGGGGUGCCCUCCCAUCUCUUACUAAUCCCAGAUUCCCGUUGCCAAGAUCAAAGGCUUAAAAGGCUGCGUUCUGUUUUCCAACAGCAGCUGUAGCUCAACAAAGAAAGUCUUGCAAGGCAUGAAUGGGGAAAGUGUGUCCCUUCCACCACUUUGGGUUGGACUACAACUCCCAUCAUCCCUGAGCAGACACCAUGCUGGCUGCUGCUGGGAGUUGAAGUCCUGGGGGGUUCCACAGGUUUCCCAUCCCUGAUGCAAGCCUAACACCUUGGUGUUUUUGCCUCUGUGUUAAAAGUCCUAGUAGAUGAGGACGCAUUGACACAUGGUACAAUUAGUACACUUGCCUCUUUCUCUGUUCCUUUCCCCACGCUUCCAAACCACCCCCACCCCCAACUUCAGAUCAGACAAUCCGCUUAUAUGACUGCACUUACGGAGGCUUCCGGAAGUUCCGGAGCAUCAAAGCCCGGGACGUAGGCUGGAGUGUCCUGGAUGUUGCCUUCACUCCCGACGGUGCCCAUUUCCUCUACUCCAGCUGGUCAGAUUACAGUGAGUGGGGUUGGCAUCUGGGAAGGGUGGGGGUGUCACAUGUCAGUCCUUGACCCCACAAGAAGUGUUAACUGAUGCCCUUGACCUUCCCUCCCCCUCUCCUUACAGUUCACAUCUGCAACAUCUAUGGCGAGUGUGAUACCCACACAGCACUGGAUCUGAGGUAAGGAGGGCACCCAGCAAGCCACCCUAUUUGACUAAAGAGACUCCUGGAGUGGUUUCUAACUCUCUCCUCCUUUCCACAGGCCUGACGAGCGUCGCUUUGCCGUCUUUUCCCUCGCAGUCUCCUCCGAUGGAAGGGAGGUGCUUGGCGGGUACGUUAGCCUUUUGCCCAGUCCCUUUACCCCCAAUGCAUAGCACUGGUUAACAUUUUAUCCAGGGGUGUGGAACCUUUCUUUUUAAAUAAAAACCUGCAGGGGUCCGCAUUCCUUUCUGGACAACCUUCCAAGGGCCACUUGCCAUCUGCAGAUGGGGUUAGAGGCAAACAGCAACGAAGCGGCAACAAUGUUUCCUUUGUACAGCAGGCUACUUAAAUUCCAACAUCCCACAUUCAAGAAGACAUUCCAGUCAGGAGCAAAGCCCUUUGGUGGUGGUGGGGAAUCAGUGCCAUGAGGAGUGGCUUUCUGAGGGCCAGAUAGAGAGUCCAGGGGCCACAUUUGGCCGUUGUGCCUGAAGUUCCCUACCCGUGACUUUGUCUAAGGCGACACCUGGACUUGGCCUAGGCAGACAAGAUUUGGGUUCUUCUAAAACACAGAUCUUCUGCCCUCUCUCCCAUCCCUUAUUUAUUUCUGCUGUUUACGUACCAUUUAAUUGGCAAAGUUUCUAAGCGGUGUCCAGGAAAAAAAUAUUUAAAAGCAUAUAGUGGGUAAAAUAAAUUAAAAGUAAUUGUAAAAAAAACCCUCAGGAAACUUCUUGAAAAUUCCUCCCGAAUUAGAAACAUCUCUGUCAUGUGCCUGAAGCUUAGCAGGGAGGAGAGGGCUGUCUGAUACUGGUCUUUUUGGCCAAGAGGAUUCUGGGCAUGCUGUGCCAUGUGGCUCUCAUUCCAUGUGGCCCCUGUGGAGCGAUAGGCAAGGUGGUGAAGCCCCUCCCAUCAGCCUGGCUGGGGCCAGCUGCCCCCCCCUUCCCUGUUGGUGCCCAAAGGAAGCAACACGGACCCAAGUUGUGCAGUGUUUCAUUUUGUAAGCAGCCUUGGGGGCUUUUUAAAAGGUGAAAGUCAGGGUGGAAAUACUCCAAUUCAAGGGCGAAGUGUUGGAAAUGCUUCCGAGGCAUGCCUUUCUCCUGUCAAGGUGCUGCCUUAGGGUCCAUUGACCAGUGUGGCUUCAGUGUCUUUUCCCACCCCUCCUUCCUUGUGUUUAUGUCUGUUCUUCCACCCACUCCGUUUUGGUUUUAAACCUAGGGCCAACUAUGGCUGUGUCUACGUGUACGACAUGGAGCAGAAUAAGCGGACGCUCAAGGUACUUACGUUUUGGACCCUGCCACUCCUCUGCUGGGCCUCUCUGUUCCGUGUCUCUGGCCUCACCCACUUCCUGUUCCUCUCCCCCUGGGUUUUAGAAAGUGUGGCUGGUAUGUGUGUGUGUGUUCUGUGCGCAUACACAGACACACACACAACCUUGUUUCCUUUCCGGCCCUUUCAAGAUUUCUCUCUGCAAAUGAAAGAAAAGCCAAAGAUGGUGAAAUUAGAAGCAAUUUCAUAGUCAUAAUCAUAGCAAUAAUUGCCCAAUGACUUGAAUGAACUUAAAUGAUAAAGAUGAAUAUCAAGUCUAUAUUUAUCCUUGAGCAAACCUGACAAUAUCUCCUCUCUGUGAAUAUGUGAUGUCCCUUUUUCAUUUCCACUCUAGUCCUUAGCCUAUCGUUUCAGCCACUGAUUCAUUGCAGCUCCUUUUGUUGCUAGCAAUAGUCAUUUAGAUACUGUUGGAAGGUUCCGGGCCGUUUCGUAGCACAUGGGACAGUGGCGGUUCCUUCCACGGUAUCCCGACGCGGAUAAAAGAUUGAGGGGAGCAGUAAAGCAUAGCAUCAGUCCAGCUGUCUGGAUUUUUUCCACCCCAAAGCCAUAGGGUGGGGAUCCCUGGGAUGUUGUAGAUCAGACCUUCCAAGCUGGAACUCUCCAGACAUUUUGGACUACAAUUUCCACCAGUCCCCUCCCCCAACACGUAGUUGUAGUUCGAAAUAUCUGGCGGACCCUAGCUUGGGGAAGAAUGUUCUAGAUGUCUUUCCUUGAGCGUCCCACUGCCCAUUCUGCCUCACCCCCUUCCCCAUUUCUCUGUAGCGUGCCGUGCUUCUCCAAGGUGGGCUGUGCUUGUGUGUGUCAGCGUGUGAUUCUGCUGCAUCGCCAUUGAGAAUGGUUGCCUUGGUCAAUCACAUUCCGUGGAUGCAGAAAUGCACUAAAUCAGGGGUGACCAACUCCAAAGAGACUGCAAUCUACUCACAGAGUUAAAGACUAGCAGUGAUCUACCCACUUUUGUGGAGUUCAAGUCAAAGUUGUUGAGCGUUUUUUAGGAAGGAGGAAGGCCCGGUUUUUAGGGGUUUGAAGUUGUUGGGGGGAGCCAGUGAUCUACCACGGGACGCGGGUGGCGCUGUGGGUUAAACCACAGAGCCUAGGGCUUGCCGAUCAUUAGGUCCAGUUGUGACCGACUCUGGGGUUGCGGUGCUCAUCUUGUUUUCCUGGCCGAGGGAGCCGGCGUACAGCUUCCGGGUCAUGUGGCCAGCAUGACUAAGCUGCUUCUGGCGAACCAGAGCAGUGCACGGAAAUGCUGUUUACCUUCCCGCUGGAGCGGUACCUAUUUAUCUACUUGCACUUUGAGGUGCUUUUGAACUGCUAGUUUGGCAGGAGCAGGGACCGAGCAAUGGGUGCUCACCCCGUUGCGCGGAUUCGAAACGCGGACCUUCUGAUCGGCAAGUCCUGGGCUCUGUGGUUUAACCCACAGUACCACCCUCGUCCCACUCCUAGCUCUCCCAUGGAAAAUCCUGCUCCUCCCUCUUGCGCUGAGUCCUCUGCCUUCCUCCAGAUCGAGUCCCACGAAGACGACGUGAAUGCCGUGGCCUUUGCCGACACCAGUUCCCACAUCUUGUUCUCCGGGGGGGACGAUGCCAUCUGCAAAGUGUGGGACCGGCGCACCAUGAGAGAGGACGACCCCCGGCCUGUGGGCAUCCUGGCUGGCCAUCAAGAUGGCAUCACCUUCAUAGACAGCAAAGUAAGGCAUCCUUUUCUCUCUCUAUCAUCGCAGAGGGCAGGAGGUGGAGUCUGAUGGGGUUGGAAAGCUUAUAUAGGCAAACAACCUUGAAACUCCUCCCCCCCCCCAAAAAAAAGCUGCUUCGGGAUCUCAUUCGCAACGUGUUCUGUGUGAUCUGCUUGUUUUUAUUAAUUUUAUUUAUUAGAUUUAUUUACCACCCUUCAUCAAAAGAUCUCGAGGCAGUUCACAAGAUGAAAAUACAAGAUAAAAACAAAAAUAGUUAAAACACGAAUAACAAGAAAAUAGCCCCUACUCCCGCAAACUCAUUUAAAAGGCUGUAGAAUAUUAAUCAGCCAAAGGCCUGGUUAUUGUUUUUAUUAUUUAUUUAUUUAUUUAUUUAUUUAUUUACCUACCGCCCUAUACCUGGGGGUCUCAGGGUGGUUCACAGAAUAAAGUCAAGAUAUAAAACCACAAAAUGCAUAAUAAAAAUAAAAACAACAACCCAAUAGCCCUCCCCCCAAAAAAACACAUUUUAAAAGGGCAUAGGAUAUAAAUCGGAUCAACCAAAGGUCUGGUUAAAAAUGAAUGUUUUUGCCUGGCGCCUAAUAGUGUAUAAUGAAGGCACCAGGCAAACUUCCCUGGGGAGAGCAUUCCACAGAUGGGGAGCCACUGCAGAGAAGGCCUGUUCCUGUGUUGCCACCCUCCAAACCUCUCGAGGAGGAGGCACACGAAGGAGGGCCUCAGAAGAUGAUCUCAGGGUCUGGGUAGGUUCAUGUGGAAAGAGGCGGUCCUUGAGGUAUUGUGGUCCUGAGCCGUUUAAGGCUUUAUAGGUAAAAACCAGCACUUUAUAUUGGGCCCAGAAGCUAAUUGGUGUUGAUACUGUCUGAAAGAAAGAUCCACAUGGUUCACCUCCACCUAAGCCCACAGCAGUCCAAGUGAAAACACAGUAGCACCUAUAUAUUUGGCCAUGCAUUCCUUUAAUAUCAUUUAUACAGGAUUCCCAUGUUGGGGAGAGGCUAAAAGAGCUAAAUUAAGUUUCCUUUAGAGAGAGAGUCUUCUGCUGUGGGACAUCUGUACUACAGAUAUAGUCCUUGGGGACUAUAGAGUGUGAAAUAUUCCUUUAAACUCUUGUUCCCCACUCCUCCUUCUCCCAGGGGGACGCCCGAUACCUCAUCUCAAACUCCAAGGACCAGACGAUAAAGCUCUGGGACAUGCGGAAGUUCUCAGGCCGCGAAGGGCUGGAAGCCUCCCGCCAAGCCGUCACUCAGCAGAACUGGGAUUAUCGCUGGCAGCAGGUGCCCAAAAAAGGUGAGUCUUAGAGGAUGGGGAAGGAGCGGGGACCCUCAAGCAUUGGAGAGGCAGGUCUUACUCUCCUCUAACCCUUACUCUCUCCUCUCCUUCCUCCCUCUGCCAGCGCGGCGGAAGUCAAAGCUUCCAGGUGACACCUCCCUCAUGACGUACCGCGGCCACGGAGUGCUCCACACGCUGAUCCGUUGCCGUUUUUCGCCGCUUCAUAGUACCGGACAACAGUACAUCUACAGUGGCUGCUCCACGGGGAAGGUGGUGGGUGAGUGGACUCGGGAUGUGGGUGGCAGGGAUCGGCCAGGGCAGUGCCAUGCUGGGCAGCAGUCAGAGGGGUUAAGCUUUGCCUUUUUGAAGGAGUGCGGCGUUUUGCUUGGGUGCAGGAUUCGAUCUCUUGCUGGCGGGUGGGGGAGAAAUCUCUUAAGAUGCACAUCCGCAUGCACGUGAAUGUUGUUUGAAAGUCCCUUCCCUUUUGGUAUGGAGGACUCAAGGGAGAGGAUGAAAGCAAAGAGAGGUCAGGCUGUGUCAAUAUGCUUGGGCGGUGAGUUGGAUAAUAAACCCAAGGGGAGGGAAAACACAGCAGAAAUAAAUGGUUGGCACAUGAAGAAGCUGCCCAAAGUGGCUGGGGCAACCCAGUCGGAUGGGUGGGGUAAAAAUAAAUAAAUUGUUGUUGUUAAGAAGCUGCUGCUGCAGCAGCAGCCUUUGGUCCAUGAGCCAAAUUUGCCCUGGCUAGGGUUAGUUUGACCUGUGAGACCAUUUCCACCUCCCAGCCACGACCACCCAAUCCACAUGUGGCUUCAUACAGUGCUAGGUGUGGGACAGGUAAAACUGCAAAUGCAAAGGAACAGUUGGCAGACUUGACAGGGGUUUCAAUCUGAUCUGUGCAGAGAGGAAAGAAAUUCCUUUGCAGACCAUCGUCAGUCUGGUCUGCAAAGGGAAACUCUUCACUUGUUCUCAUGGAGAUGUCUAGUUCCCCACCACCUGUUUCCUAGAGGGAUCUUGGAAGCCUCUCAUUGUUCUGACUAUAUGCCAUGCUGCCCCUUAAAUUUUCACUCAGUCUCACCCCCGUGUGUGAACUUGAAGACUUGCAAGCUCCAUGGGGCAGGGACCUAAAUGGCACUAUAAAAAUAAUCAAUAAUACAAAGUGUGGGCAGGUCCAAUGCUGACAUCUAAUGGGACACAGGUGGCGCUGUGGGUUAAACCACAGAGCCUAGGGGUUCGAAUCCCUGCGACGGGGUGAGCUCCCGUUGCGCGGUCCCAGCUCCUGCCAACCUAGCAGUUCGAAAGCACGUCAAAGUGCAAGUAGAUCAAUAGGUACCGCUCUGGCGGGAAGGUAAACGGCGUUUCCGUGCGCUGCUGUGGUUCGCCAGAAGCGGCUUAGUCAUGCUGGACACAUGACCCGGAAGCUGUACGCCAGCUCCCUUGGCCAAUAAAGCGAGAUGAACGCCGCAACCCCAGAGUCAGUCACGACUGGACGUAAUGGUCAGGGGUCCUAAGGGAUAAAUAGUGGUAUCUGGAGCAUCAAUUCUUGCUGCAAGAGAGGAUAGAUAGCCCUUCUGAUACUUCCCCACUGCCAUGGGAGGAGUGGGUGUCGUGGGGCCGGUGUGUUGCCAACGCUUCUCUGUGCUACCCUGUGCUCCUUUCCCUUCCUCCAGUAUAUGACCUCCUGAGCGGCCUGAUCGUGACAAAACUGACCAAUCACAAUGCUUGUGUCCGUGAUGUCUGCUGGCACCCCCACGAGGAGAAGAUUGUCAGCAGCUCGGCAAGUACUGGGAGCGAGGGAGUGGUGGGGUGAGGUGCUUGUGUGGUUAAGAUGAAUUGUUGGUGCUUCUUUCCUCUCGCCCAGGAACUUGUGUGUCUUCCCUGCCAGUAAGGUUGUGAUGGCAAGGAUGAAAUUCUUCUCCUUCUCUGCCCUUUUCUGUGGUUGUUGCUGCUCAUCUUUUCCUUCUCAACAAACCCAUCUGGGAGCGCCACUUGGCUACAGAGGGGCCCCCUCCCUUGCAGUUUGAGGCGUGGUGGGUGAACCCAAAGGAGAAGGGGGUCUUCUGACUGGGGUGCCCAGACUGAAGAACAACACACCCAGAAAGCGUGCUUGAUCAAUUUCAGUGGCUGGCGAAUACUCACUUUAUUCUAGCAAGCUUUAAUCAGCCUCUGGUGUGUUAACCGUGGCUUUUUCCCAUCCUGCUAUUGGGUUAUAUUUAUGAUUUUGCAUUUUAUGAAUUGUAGUUGUGAGCCGCCUUGAGAACCCUUAGAAGAGAGAUGUUGAAAUAAGUACAGUGGUACCUCGGGUUACAUACGCUGCAGGUUACAGACUCCGCUAACCCAGAAAUAGUACCUCAGGUUAAGAACUUUGCUUCAGGAUGAGAACAGAAAUCGUGCUGCGGUGGCACGGCAGCAGCGGGAGGCCCCAUUGGCUAAAGUGGUGCUUCAGGUUAAGAACGGACCUCCGGAACAAAUUAAGUACUUAACCAGAGGUACCACUGUAAUGGCAAAGUGUAGCAUUUACAGUCUGCUGGGUCGUAGGCAAACACGUUGGCGUUCACAUGUGGGAGGAGCUGCCAUCUUCCCUGCCCUCCCCGCCCCCACCCAGCAUUUAAUGACAUGGUGCAAAAUGUGUUUGCUGCCCAUUGUUUUUGAAACUGGUUUGGGACCCAAAAUAACAGCAUUCCCUUUGAAAAAUAAGUAAGUAACUAAACCCAGGAAACCAAACAAAAGCCAAUAGCCAGAGCAAAAUGUCAACCAGCCUUUCCCAACUUGAUGCCUUCCAAAUGUUUUGGACUUCAACUCCUAUCAGCGCCAGCCAGCCAGCCUGGCUGCAAGACGUUUGGGAUGGGGAGAGCUGUAACCCCAAACAUCUGGAAGGUACCAGAAGGGGAAGGCCUCUCUUACGCUGUUUCCGUACCUGCCAGCCCAUGCCGCCGUAAUCUCAAUUGGGGAAUAAGCAGCAACCUCUGCGGAGAUUGCCCAGGUGAAUUUUAUGUUGGCAGUGCAGCUGCCCUGCAUUGGCACAGCGAUCUAGUGCAAAUAAAGUAUAGCGAGAUAAGAGAGCACUUAAAGCAGGGUCUGUUCAGCUGAACUUGGAUUGCAAGGUGGGUUCCUGUUUGGGGGCAAGAGCCCUUGUGACGUAUCUGGACUGCAAGACCGAGAGUUUUGCAGAUGAAAUUCAGCCCCUCAAUUUGGGCUGGGAGAAAGAUGUUCAGUAGAGGAACUGGUUGGUUGUACAGUGGUACCUCGGGUUACAUACGCUUCAGGUUACAGACUCCACUAACCCAGAAAUAGUACCUCGGGUUAAGAACUUUGCUUCAGGAUGAGAACAGAAAUCGUGCUCCGACGGUGUGGCGGCAGCAGGAGGUCCCAUUAGCUAAAGUGGUGCUUCAGGUUAAGAACGGAUCUCUGGAACGAAUUAAGUACUUAACCCGAGGUACCACUGUAUUUGGGUUUCAGGAUCAGGCAAUUCUAUAGGCUGUAGCCUAGGUUAGUUUGGAUUUGUCUUAUCAGAAAUAAAAACCUCUUUUUUUUAAUUAAUAAAUGUUGAUUGUCGAAACCCAAUGGAUAAGCAGAACGGCAAGUAGGUAUUCCAGAUCAACCAUGCUGGAAUUAAAAAGGAAGUGGUGGCAAAGAUAACACUUUCCAAAAGCAUAUACAGUGGUACCUCAGGUUACAUACGCUUCAGGUUACAUAUGCUUCAGGUUACAGACUCCGCUAACCCAGAAAUAGUGCUUCAGGUUAAGAACUUUGCUUUAGGAUGAGAACAGAAAUCGUUCUCCGGCGGCGCGCCAGCAGCGGGAGGCCCCACUAGCUAAAGUGGUGCUUCAGGUUAAGAACAGUUUCAGGUUAAGAACGUACCUCCAGAACGAAUUAAGUACUUAACCUGAGGUACCACUGUACACCUGUCAAUGGCUUUGAGCUUUCUGUCAGGAUACAUGGGACUUGCUUAGCAAGUUAUUUUAUUUAUUUGUUCAUGCAUGCAUGCAUGCAUGCCUAGUGAAUUCCACAGCGUUUGGUACACUCAAGGAUGCUUUAGAAGCGAUGACUGUAACCGUCUUUCUCUUUUAUCGGCAGUGGGACGGGAACAUCCGGCUUUGGGAGUACCACCAGACGGAAUACGACGAAGAUCCUCGGAGGCCCCCUACCGCCCGAGCGCUGCGCCCCAGACCCUCAGGAGCUUCUGAUCAGUAG
Molecule: messenger RNA, 13341 nt
Organism: Podarcis lilfordi (Lilford's wall lizard)
Lineage: Eukaryota; Metazoa; Chordata; Lepidosauria; Squamata; Lacertidae
Source: the annotation of a GenBank genome assembly